CUCCAAAACCAAAUCCAAGAAACAAAAAAAAAAUGCUUCACUCUCUAUCUCUUCCAUCUUUCACUUCUUCCUCAAACCACAAUUACAAAACCUUAAACUCACACAAUUUCUCUCAAUUAUCAAACCCUAAUUCCUACCUUAAAUUUCGAACCACUCACCAAGAAAAUGUUCACUAUCUCAAAGCCAUUGGUAUUAUAAAUCCCAAAACUAAACCGCACCAACUUCCAUCUCCUGAUUCCAUAACUCAAAUCAUUAACACCAUUAACUUUUUCAAAUCCAAAGGUUUUGAAGAUACUGACUUCUCAAAACUAACCUCGGUAUGCCCUCAACUUUUAUUCAAUUCAUUUGAGGUUACGGACAUCGACCCGGUUUUUGAAUUCUUGAAUAGUGAGUUGAAUGCUUCAUUUCAGGAAUCGAGAGGUUUCAUCACGAAUUGUCCUGAAUUGUUGUUUUCCGACGUCGAACAUUGUUUGAAACCGAGUCUUGAUUAUCUUAGAAAAUUGAGGGUGGCUAAGUUGAAUGUUCCGAGUAAAGCAAAUGCGUAUCUUCUCAAUACUCGAGUUGAAAAACUACGAUCGAAGGUCAAGUUUAUGAGGAGCGUAGGGCUUUCGCAUGAGGAGGCAUCGAGUUUUUGUGCGAGAGUACCGGCUAUUUUUAGGUAUAGUAUUGAGUUUAAUUUGAGACCGAAGCUCGAGUUUUUGUUGAAGGGGAUGGGGAGAAGUAUGGAAGAGUUGAAGGAGUUUCCACAGUAUUUCGGGUUUAGUUUAAGGAAGAGGAUAGUGCCUAGGCAUUUGCAUUUGAAGCAGAGGGAUGUUCGUAUUAAAUUGAAUAGAAUGUUAAUGUGGAGCGAUCAGAGAUUCUAUACAAAAUGGAAGUGAAUCAUUUUGGUA
Molecule: messenger RNA, 890 nt
Organism: Mercurialis annua (annual mercury)
Lineage: Eukaryota; Viridiplantae; Streptophyta; Magnoliopsida; Malpighiales; Euphorbiaceae
Product: transcription termination factor MTEF1, chloroplastic
Exons: 1
Coding region: 33-878 (281 amino acids)
Biological process (GO): regulation of DNA-templated transcription
Molecular function (GO): double-stranded DNA binding
Source: RefSeq, a predicted model, not a curated record